This is a messenger RNA of Acanthamoeba castellanii str. Neff, 504 nucleotides long. RefSeq names its product clathrin coat assembly protein, putative. The record is from RefSeq and is a predicted model, not a curated record. Gene Ontology annotation, biological process: intracellular protein transport; Golgi to vacuole transport. The transcript is spliced from 3 exons. Lineage: Eukaryota; Discosea; Longamoebia; Acanthamoebidae. Gene Ontology annotation, cellular component: AP-3 adaptor complex; intracellular membrane-bounded organelle; membrane coat. The coding region runs from base 1 to 504 and encodes 167 amino acids.
AUGAUUUAUGCUAUCCUCAUCGUCAACAAUCAUGGCAAGCCUCGAUUGAGUAAGUUUUUCGACUAUCACAGCGUGGAUGAGCAGCAGAAGCUAAUCCGAGAGUGCUUCAACUUGGUGUCGAAGAGGUCGGACCUCAUGUGCAAUUUCGUGGAGGGAGGGGAUCAGUGGGGCAGCGACACGAAGCUCAUCUAUCGACACUACGCCACACUCUACUUCGUCUUUUGCGUGGACUCUUCGGAAAGCGAGCUGGGCAUCCUCGAUCUCAUUCACAUCUUCGUUGAAGCGCUCGACAAAUCUUUCGAGAACGUGUGCGAGCUCGACCUCAUCUUCCACGCCGACAAGGUGCAUCACAUCCUCGACGAGUUGGUGAUGGGCGGCAUGGUCCUGGAGACCAAUCUGCCCCUCAUCACGGGUGCUGUGGACGAUCAGAACAAGUUGGAGAAAGCGGAGGCUCCACUUAAGCAAGGCAUAAAGGACGCCAUGGCCAAGAAGAUCUUCACGUGA